AAACACUUGUGUUAAUCUCUCCGUCUCUUUUCUCUCUCUCUCUCUUUUUUACACAUCUACCGUCUCUUUCAUAUCCCAAGUCAACCAUUGUAUCAACCACAUACAUCUAUUGGGAACCCAUACACAACAAUGUCUCUCCAGGUCCCUUACCACACCAAAGCCAACGGGGCUGCUGCUGGCGGCGCAACCAAGGCCGUCAUCCUGGUCGGCGGUGCCUCGCGCGGUACUCGCUUCAGACCCCUUUCCCUCGAUGUCCCCAAGCCCCUCUUCGACGUUGCCGGCCACCCCAUCAUCUGGCACUGCCUAACCGCCAUUGCCAAAGUCCCCUCGAUCCACGAAGUCUACCUAAUCGGCUACUACGACGAGUCCGUCUUCCGGGACUUCAUCAAGGAUGCCGUCCACGAAUUCCCCCAGCUGACCAUCAAGUACCUGCGGGAGUACCAAGCGCUGGGCACCGCCGGCGGCCUGUACCACUUCCGCGACAUCAUCCUCAAGGGCCGUCCGGAGCGCCUGUUCGUCCUCAACAGCGACGUGUGCUGCUCCUUUCCCUUGGGCGAGAUGCUCCGCCUCUUUGAAGAAAAAGACGCCGAGGCCGUGAUCCUGGGCACCCGCGUGGCGGAAGACGCAGCAACCAACUUUGGCUGUAUCGUGUCGGACGCGCACACGCGCCGCGUGCUGCACUACGUCGAGAAGCCCGAGAGCCACAUCAGCAACCUGAUCAACUGCGGUGUCUACCUCUUCGCCACGGAAGCCAUCUUCCCCUCCAUCCGCACGGCCAUCAAGCGCCGCACCGACCGGCCUAACCGCUUGAUCCGCUACCCGUCCGCCGAGAACCUCGAGUCCUCCUUCUUCGCCCAGCAGGCCGCCGACGAGGACGACGAGGAAUCCGAGAAGCGCUCCGAAGUCAUCCGUCUCGAGCAGGACAUUCUCUCCGACAUGGCCGACUCGAAGCAAUUCUUCGUCUAUGAAACCCAGGAUUUCUGGCGGCAGAUCAAGACGGCCGGGUCCGCCAUCCCCGCCAACGCGCUGUACCUGCAGAACGCGUGGCAAUCGGGCUCCUUGGAGCUGGCUCAGCCUCAGCCGAACCACAUCAUCGCGCCCGUCUUCAUCCACCCCACGGCCCGCGUCGACCCCACCGCCAAGUUGGGUCCCAACGUCAGCAUCGGUCCCCGCGCCGUGGUGGGCGCUGGUGCCCGUGUCAAGGAGUCGAUUGUGCUGGAGGACAGCGAGAUUAAGCACGACGCUUGUGUCCUGUACUCCAUCAUCGGCUGGAACAGCCGCGUGGGUGCCUGGGCCCGUGUCGAGGGUACGCCGACGCCCGUGACGAGCCACACGACGAGCAUCAUCAAGAAUGGCGUCAAGGUGCAGGCCAUUACGAUUUUGGGCAAGGAGUGUGCCGUUGGUGAUGAGGUGCGCGUGCAGAACUGCGUGUGCUUGCCGUUCAAGGAGUUGAAGAGGGAUGUUGCCAACGAGGUUAUCAUGUAGAGGUGACGAGAUAGCAGGUGUCAAAAGAUCUGACGCGAAUGGAUGGAUGGAUGACAAGAUACCACUGGAGCCGAAGCCGCUUCAAACUUAAUCAAAAAGAACUAAUGCAAUAUCAGCCGAUGUUUGGCAAUCUACCAUCAGACUCACUGUAUCUCGCUGCGGGAAAAAGGCCGCGUAGCUAGAUACAUCACAGAUAGCCCAGUUGGAGCACAUUCCCACGGCCAGAGAAAAGUUCAACAGUACUGAUAACAUUU
Messenger RNA from Neurospora tetrasperma FGSC 2508, 1739 nucleotides. RefSeq lists its product as uncharacterized. The record is from RefSeq and is a predicted model, not a curated record. The coding region runs from base 130 to 1485 and encodes 451 amino acids. Gene Ontology annotation, biological process: biosynthetic process. Gene Ontology annotation, cellular component: cytoplasm. The transcript is spliced from 4 exons. NCBI's taxonomy places the organism in Eukaryota, Fungi, Ascomycota, Sordariomycetes, Sordariales, Sordariaceae. Gene Ontology annotation, molecular function: transferase activity.